Molecule: messenger RNA, 1359 nt
Organism: Cucumis sativus (cucumber)
Lineage: Eukaryota; Viridiplantae; Streptophyta; Magnoliopsida; Cucurbitales; Cucurbitaceae
Product: CASP-like protein 4D1
Exons: 3
Coding region: 470-1054 (194 amino acids)
Source: RefSeq, a predicted model, not a curated record
UUGUCUUUAAAAUUAUAAAUACAUUUCAUAUUUUAAAUAAGACUAAGUAGUGUUUUCUAAGAAUUUAUUAAAUAUAUAAAAUUUAGACACCUAUAAUAAAAGAUUAAAAUAUCACAACUAGCCAAAAGCCAAUUAAAAACUCCAAGACCAUAAGCAUAAUAGAAACAAAAAAACUAGGAGCAAAAUCUCAACAAUCAGCCACACCCAAGUACAACUCGAUUAAGAGAGAAUAGUUAAAAACCGAUCUUAAUAAAAAAAAAAAAAGAAGAUUAACUAAAUGAAGUGGGACAUAAACACAACAUUGUGUACAUAUAUAUAUACUCCCCUAGUUUUAUAAUAUAAUUCUACAGCUUGCAUGUUUUUAUUUCUUUUUAAAAUAAUGAUAUCAUAACAUAAUUAAUGAAAAAAUUUAGCCUAGAAAAGACCAAUAAGUUUGUAUAUAGGCUGUUUUUUUUUUGGAUAUCUUCACAUGGUUUUACAUAUAUAUAUAUAUAGAAGCAAAAGGGUAUUGAAUAUUUGUGCUAAAAAUUUCAUAAAAAUUUCUGGGAAAGGAAGGAAAAGAUCAAUGGCUUCAAAGGGUUUAAGAAUUGCUUCUCUUAUUUUGAGAAAUUUAACCUUUAUUUUGACAUUUAUUUCUCUCUUAAUUGUUGCUACCAACUCUAAAACUGUUUUGAUCGACGGGACUGUUGGUGAAGUUAAAGUUAAGUUCAAUAAUGUUGCUUCCUAUCGUUAUUUGGUAGCAACUGCUGUUAUAGGAGGUGCUUUAAGUCUCCUUCAAAUUGUUUUCAACAUUUACCAUCUUAUUACUAAUGGCGAGGGAACUCCACUUUUCUAUAUGUUCAGCGAUCAGUUGUUAACGUACCUUCUAUUAUCGGGGGCGUCAGCGGGUUUAGGGGCGGGGAUCGACUUGAGAGUGAAUAUUAAAGAGCUGCUUGAGGGCACUUAUUUCAACUCAUUUUUUGACAAAGCCAAUGCUGGAUCUGCUAUUCUUCUCCUUGCGUUUGUUUGUGCUGCCAUUGUUUCAGUUCUCUCUUCCUUGGCUCUCAUUAGAUAGCCUCUUUCAUUCAUAAUCAUUUCUUCAAAUAUAUAACUGUCAAAUUAGUUUGAUUUUUGUUAGGUGAUUUAAUUAAAUUUGUCUUCACACAUUCAUUUAAGUUUUUGAAUCAGCAAGAUGAAGGGAAGGGAGUUCAUGUGUUCAAUUUUCUGUAUCGUUAUUUUCGUCAAAAUAAAUAUUCACUUUCACUUGUUUACGUCUUUCUUGUAUAUUUUUAGUCACAGGGGUGAGAGAGUGUUAGAUAUUAUAUAUCAAAUUUAUCUUUACUCAUAAACUUUAAGCUUUUGAGAGCAUAUUAAUAUUCA